Magnolia sinica is the source of this 330-nucleotide messenger RNA. RefSeq lists its product as uncharacterized. The coding region runs from base 1 to 330 and encodes 109 amino acids. The transcript has a single exon. NCBI's taxonomy places the organism in Eukaryota, Viridiplantae, Streptophyta, Magnoliopsida, Magnoliales, Magnoliaceae. The record is from RefSeq and is a predicted model, not a curated record.
AUGACAUGGGCCGGCGAUGAUUGUGUGUUACAAGGCUCCAAUAUGGUAUUUGAGCGUGACACUCCUGAUGGGGUCUGCCAUGAUAGGGUCCAAAAUGGUAUGGAGAUGGAAGAGGAGAGGUUGAUAGGUGAGAAGAAGGCAGUUUCUUCAACAGAAGUGAAGAUCAAGAUUUCCAAGAGGCAAUUAGAGGAACUCCUAGCGAGAUUUGACAUCCAAGGGAUGUCUGUAGAGCAAGUACUGACUCAGUUGAUGAAUAAGGGCAGCGGUGGAUGCGUUGUAAGGUACCAGCCGUGGCGGCCCACUCUCCAAAGUAUUCCAGAAGGGAAUUGA